CUUUUACGGUGCCGUAAAGCAGCUUGGCCGAGCCGAAGGCCGCGGUUACCGGGCUGCGGCGGCAUGGAGGCGCGCUUCACGCGCGGUAAGUCGAUGCUGCUGGAGCGCGCGCUGGCGAGGCCGCGCACUGAAGUGAGCCUGAGCGCCUUCGCUCUGCUCUUCUCCGAGCUGGUGCAGCACUGCCAGAGCCGCGUCUUCUCGGUGUCCGAGCUGCAGGCUCGCCUGGCUGCGCUGGGCCGCCAGGUGGGCGCGCGCGUGCUGGACGCGCUGGUGGCGCGCGAAAAGGGUGCCCGGCGUGAGACCAAGGUGCUGGGCGCGCUGCUCUUCGUCAAGGGUGCCGUGUGGAAGGCACUUUUUGGCAAGGAGGCGGACAAGCUGGAGCAGGCUAACGACGACGCACGCACCUUCUACAUCAUCGAGCGCGAGCCGCUCAUCAAUACCUACAUCUCCGUGCCCAAGGAGAACAGCACACUCAACUGUGCCAGCUUCACGGCAGGCAUCGUGGAGGCGGUACUCACGCACAGCGGCUUCCCUGCCAAGGUCACGGCCCACUGGCACAAGGGCACCACACUCAUGAUCAAGUUCGAGGAGGCGGUCAUCGCCCGUGACCGCACCCUGGAGGGCCGCUGACCCCGCUGGAGAUAAAGGAUGUGGAGCCCCCUUCCCCA
This is a messenger RNA of Trichechus manatus latirostris (Florida manatee), 668 nucleotides long. RefSeq names its product trafficking protein particle complex subunit 5 (gene TRAPPC5). The transcript is spliced from 2 exons. Gene Ontology annotation, biological process: endoplasmic reticulum to Golgi vesicle-mediated transport. NCBI's taxonomy places the organism in Eukaryota, Metazoa, Chordata, Mammalia, Sirenia, Trichechidae. Bases 64 to 630 code for a protein of 188 amino acids. The record is from RefSeq and is a predicted model, not a curated record. Gene Ontology annotation, cellular component: TRAPPI protein complex; TRAPPIII protein complex; TRAPPII protein complex.